UUAAUGUGGACAACAGAACACCUCCCUCAAAUGUCAUGGAGAUGGUGGGGUGUGAUUAUACGAUUCCUUCAUAGAUACAGUAUGAUGAGUGAAUGUUGUCACCAGGGGCGGACUGACAACCCAUGGGGCCCCUGGGCAAUAGGGGAUCAUGGGGCCCCUGUGUCCUUGUCUAAACUAAAAAAAAGCCUAUGAAAAAGGUACCAGGGGCAUCUCAUGGGGCCCCCUACUGACCCCGGGCCCUCGGGCAGUGCCCAAGUUUCCAAAUGGUCAGUCUGCCCCUGGUUGUCACCUUAGGACAGGAAUCAUGUUACUGGCUG
Molecule: messenger RNA, 317 nt
Organism: Staurois parvus
Lineage: Eukaryota; Metazoa; Chordata; Amphibia; Anura; Ranidae
Source: the annotation of a GenBank genome assembly